Trypanosoma theileri is the source of this 1194-nucleotide messenger RNA. RefSeq lists its product as uncharacterized. The transcript has a single exon. The coding region runs from base 1 to 1194 and encodes 397 amino acids. The record is from RefSeq and is a predicted model, not a curated record. Lineage: Eukaryota; Euglenozoa; Kinetoplastea; Trypanosomatida; Trypanosomatidae.
AUGAGAGGGGCUCUAAUGAUGAGGUGCUAUCUGCUCUGUUUACUAACUCUUGCACUUUGUUGUGCUUGUGGGUUAGUAUGGGCUGAUGGUCCUAAAGCUUCUGAUGCCCUUAUUAAAACUUCUGCUGUUGGUGUUCCUUCUCUUCUUCAUCAUGCUAUUCCUUCGGGGGGAGGUCUUGGCGAAGCUGGAGAGGCUGCUAAUAUGCACAAAGCGCAUAAGGAAGAGUUGAGGGGAACCCUGCCAACAGAAGCUGAGGAGGAGGUUGUUCCUGAUCCUCUUUGUCCUGGUACUGGUGGUUCUUCUCCUUCUGGUUCUGAUAGUAGUAAUUGUCCUUCUGGUCAUUCUUCUGGUCUUGCUGAACCACAAGCAGAACCUCGUGAUCAAGGAAAACCACCUGGUGGUGUUGUUGCUGAUCCUCAACGUGAUAUCAGUGAAGGUGAUGAACAACUCGGUGUUAAGCUUCCUAGUGUUGGUGGUACUUCAUCUGGUUCUCUUGAUCCUUCUACAGUUUCUCUUCCAGAACCUCAAGGUGGUGGAGGGAAUAACGGUCUAGGUGGUCAUGUCCAACCAUCCACUGUAGAUCAGAAUGCUCUUAGCAGAGAUAGUCAAAUACUGAAAGAUUCUUCUGGGGAUCUUUUACAUAAAGAGAAAGAACCGAUGCAAGGAGAAGAGAUACCUCAACUGGAUCCAAAGAGAAAAGAAGAGCCUCAUAAACCCGCAGAAAAUCAACCUGGUCGUCAAGACCCUGUAGAACCUCCAAGACAAGAAGAUAAUAAACAAUCUACUCCUCCUGCACAAGCUCCUGAUGGACCAGUUACUCCCACAUCUCCUACGGCUGAGGAGCGUGUUGAUGUGCCUACAGCUGAAGGUGGAAGUGAAACAGCAACACAACCUUCUCCUUCUCCCAACACUUCAGCCACAGGGAGUUCCGAUGUUUCUGAUGCUACAGCGACUCAGAAUAAUAUUUCAUCUGCAGAGAGUGAAUCAACAAACAACCAAAAUGAAGAAGGUGUUACAGGAAAUACAGAUACAACCACCACCACCAACACCACCACAACAACAACAACACUUCCUCCUGAGCUUACAAACAACAAGAAGGGUGAUGCAGACAGCAGCAGCAGUAUCAGCAGUUCUGUGUGGGUGCGUGUACCACUACUGAUUGUGGUUACACUGGCCUGUAUUCUUGUAUGCUGA